AUGGAUUGGAAAGACACAAUCCAGUGGAUCAUCUCAACUGGUGUAUCAUUCCUCGACGCCCUCCGGCUCCAAGACGAGCUGGUUCAACUCCGGACCAGCUUGCCCAGAGCUCGUGCCCUCAUGCAUCGUGCUGACUGGGGCAGAUUCAAAAGCAAGGACCUUUCAGUGCUCUUCUCACAACUCAGGGACACCAGCUGCGAUGCGGAGGAUCUUCUCCGCGAGUUCGAGUAUCAGGAGCUGCGACAAAAGAUACACACCGCCGACAGAGGAAAGGCAGGUCAACUCUUGUCAUCCUCCGCUAACUUUGCAAGAAACCUAUACCGUGGUAGCAAAAGUAAAGUGACUGCAAUCCAGGCCAAGGUUGACAAACUUACCACUGAGCUAGAGGGGCUACUCAACCUCUUGGGUCUAAAUGUUGAGCCAGUGCAGCUUGGAAAGCAGCUCAUGCCAGAGACAAGUUCAAUGAUCAAGGAGCCCCUAGUGUUUGGACGUGACAGUGAAAGAGAUCUAGUGAUUGACUUGCUGCAUGUGCCACUCACGAAUUCCAGCUCGUACUCCUCUGGGAAGACAACAGCAGCUGCUUUUACUUCAAAAUCCAGAGCAAAGAAACUGAAAGGUGAGAGUAGCACAACAGGAUUGCGCAAUCAGACCAUAAACACUUAUGGAGUUGUUUCUGUUUUGCCAAUUGUUGGCAUCGGUGGAGUGGGGAAGACCACUCUUGUUCAGCUAGUUUACAAUGAUACAAGGGUGAAAACCCACUUUGGUUUGAGGAUGUGGGUUUGUAUUUCUGACGUUUUUGACAUUAAGAAGAUAAUCAAAGAUAUCAUCGAGUGUGCCACUGAUGGAGUAUGUGAUAUGUCCCGCAGUUUAAAUGUUCUUCAAGGGGAACUAAGGAAAAUUCUGAUGAAGCAAAAGUUUCUUCUAGUGUUGGAUGAUAUAUGGCCAAAUGCUAUUGAUGAAUGGCAGACAUUUUUUGCACCAUUCAGGAAUGUACUUGAAGGCAGUGUCAUCUUAGUGACUACAAGAUUUGCGACUAUUGUCAACCUUGCCACAAACACUAGGACCAUUGAACUCAAAGGAUUGCCUGAAGAUACAUUUUUGGAGUUCUUCAACAUAUGUGCAUUUGGUACAGAUUGUGCAGAAUCGUAUCCAAAGUUGCAGGUCAUUGGUCAGGACGUGGCCUCUCGGUUGUGUGGGUCUCCUUUGGCAGCUAAAACUCUUGGACGCUUGUUGAAUAUGGAGCUCACAGAACGCCAUUGGAUAACUGUCCAGAAUAGUGAAUUGUGGGAGCUGCCACAUCAGGACAAUGAGAUAUUGCCAGCCCUUCAACUCAGCUACCUCUACCUUCCACCGGAACUUAAGAGAUGCCUUGCACUUUGUUCAAUGUUUCCCAAAGGUUAUAGAUUUGAAAGAGAUGAGAUAGUUGACAUUUGGGUGACACAUGGCUUUGUUUUACCGGAAGGAAGCAUGCAUCCUGAAGAGUUGGGUGUUGCAUACUUGGAUGAUUUGAGAAGCAGAUUUCUUCUUCAAACUGAUCCUAGGUUCCGUGAUCUAAGUAGAUAUGUAAUGCAUGACUUGAUCCAUGCCAUGGCACAAUCUGUUUCACUAGAUGAAUGUUUUUUGUUGCAAGAUAAGAACUAUCCUAAUCAGAGGAAAAUACCACCCACAGUUCGUCAUAUGUCAAUUGAGGUACACAGUGAAGCUCACAACAGAAUGGCAGAUAUUCACCAUUUGGAUAAAUUGCAUUCACUUAGGUUUGGGACUAGAUCCAAAGUUAGAAUUUCAUGGUUAAAUAAGCUUUCCAACAUCCUCUUUUUGAGUCUAAAAGGCUGCGAGCUGAAAAACUUACCUGAGAGCAUUUGUGUCUUGAAUCAUCUUCGCCACCUUGAUAUAUCUCAUAGCAGAAUAAUUGAGCUACCUGAUAGUUUUCGGUGCCUAUACAGCCUACAGGUUCUCAAUGCUAGUCAUUCAAGACUGCGAACAAUUCCUGAUGGCAUAACAACGCUAGUCAACUUGCGUAAUCUAGCACUGCCAGGGAAUGCCUCACAUAAUAUGUCAACAAAAAGUGGUCUUGGAAAUUUGUGCUCUCUGCGGAACUUGAGCUAUUUUACGGUUGGAGAAGGUAAUGGGAGGAGAAUUAGUGAGUUGAAGAACAUGAAUCAGCUGAGAGAAAUGCUAUCUAUCAAAUCUUUUGCUAACGUUCAGAGUAUGGAAGAAACUGCCGAGGCUAGAAUUGUUGACAAGCAAUACCUUAAGGUAUUAAUUAUACAUUGGCGACAAUGUAGAUUCUUCCCGAAGGAACAUGAACAUGACAAUAGCAAUACACUCGAAGGCUUGCAUCCUCAUUCAAGAAUUGAACGUCUUGUACUCGAAGGCUUUCGGUUUGAUAACUUAGCUCCAAGUUGGUUAACUCCUGAAAACCUACCUUCAUUAAGGAAUCUAGAUCUUUCCCAUUGCAGCUUGAAAUAUUUAUCAAUGCCACUUGGUUUUCCCAUCACUACUCUGCGUCUUUCCUGGUGUUGUGGUCUGAGAAAUCUUGAUCAGUGCCUGGACCCAGAACAUUUGCCAUUUGUCAAGUCAAUAGAGCUUGAUUGGUGUCCAAAUCUAGUAUCGGUUCCUGUGCACAGUUUUGUGGGUUUUGUUUUCCUUCAAGAUCUGAGAAUCCACCAGUGCUUCAAGUUGGUGUGCCCUAGGGAAAUGGUUUUGCCCCCUGCACUCAGAAGACUUUCUGUUUCCUUUUGCGGUGAGCUUGGCAAUUCAUUUCCAGAUUGCUUAGAGAAUCUCAACUUUCUCACCCUUCUGCAUUUGGAAGCGUGUCUCACUAUAAGGCUCAUUCGUUUGAACUCGAUCAACACAAACAUGCUAAGUUGUCUGGUUCUUCGUCAUUGCUCAGAACUGUCAUCCAUCGAAGGAUCUGGCGCUCUUCUGUACAUGAAGUAUGUUGACAUAUUGAGCUGCCCUAAGCUCACAGGGAUAAGUCAACCAUUCAAAAGGAAUAAACUGGAGAAAGUAGAGGAGACAGAACUGCUAGAAUUUAUCAAACCACGCAAGGAAUGA
This is a messenger RNA of Triticum turgidum subsp. durum (durum wheat), 3057 nucleotides long. The record is from the annotation of a GenBank genome assembly. Lineage: Eukaryota; Viridiplantae; Streptophyta; Magnoliopsida; Poales; Poaceae.